AUGCCUGUACUCGCGCUAUCUUCGUAUCUGCAUCCGAUGGAUAUCUGCAUCACCAUCAUUGACAUCACCGCACCCCCCACCUACACCUCCACCAUCACCGCCCAAUACAACCAAUCCCUCUACUUGGGUUAUUAUUAUCUGAACAUGACAUCGUAUCUUGUCCCUUCUGGUAACCGUAACCCGGUAAUUUGCCUGGUUCGCAUUCCUUUCGGUGUUACCCCACCUCCCCACCUUGUUCACACGACUUCGACCUUACGCGACUUGACAUUCGGACUGGACUGGACUGGAUCGGUUUUGACGCCUGUUUGCUUGUUCCUCGCUGACUUUGCUUGCGUUCGUUUGAUGGUAAUCGACGAUGCGCCUCGGGAAGAGUUUUCCCCGAGACAAAGACAUACGCUCAAAGAAUUUGCGGCCAUUGCGAUGCGCGAAAUGGAACUUUGGAGGGACAAGAUCCAAUUACGCAUACGAGAUAAAAUACAGAAUUCGAUGGAGCAAUUUUCUCGCGAAUGUCUCGAGAUCGAUUCUGAAGCCCAAGCCGUAAGCCCGGACCAGCCUCAUAGUAUCGUUGGUGCAUCGAUGGAUAAGGUCUACUCUCGGGCUGCCAAGUUGGUGAAGAAGACCUUGGAUGUCGAGGGGGUCAUUGUGGUGGAUGUAAGCCAUUGCGAGGUUCUCGAGAGUUUGAACUCGGAGGGGAGCGUCAGCGUUGUUCUUCAUCACGGCGAGCCUGUAGUGAAUGUAGCUGCCGCAGGGGGCGAAACUACUGCUCGUCAACUCACGCCCGAAGAAUACAGUCGCCUCGUAGAUUACUUCGCUAAACACCCAGACGGGAAGAUAUCGGAAGGAAUCGUCCCACCGGCGUUCAGGCCGUUCUUGCCUACAAGGAUCCAGUAUGCACUAAUUGUCACUGACGGCGUUCAUCUGUCGGAACGAGUAGCCGUCCCUAUAUUCAAUGUUGACAAGAGGCCGUUCGCCUUACUCUGUGCCUACAAUGCAUCGGAGCAUACCAAAAGAUUCUUGGAGGGCCACGAAUUAUCAUAUCUGAGGGCUAUCGGGGUAAUUAUCCUGUCCGCUGUUUUGAAACGCAGGAUGGCAUUAGCGGAUAAGGCGAAGAGCCUGUUCAUAUCCAACAUCUCGCAUGAACUCAGGACGCCGCUUCACGGGAUUCUCGCCGCCGCCGAACUUCUGGCAGAUACCCCGCUAAACCACAGCCAAGCCUCAUUCCUUCAAACCGUCCAAGCCUGCGGUACAUCGCUCGUCGAAACCGUCAACCAUGUCCUAGAUUUCACUAAACUGAGCGGAAACUCAAAAUCUGGAGGCGUCGAGAAGGUCAUUGUGCCCACUAAGGUUGAUCUGAUGCAGCUUGUGGAGGAAGCAGUCGACGGUUGUUGGGUGGGUUACCGCGCCCGAACCCAAAUUAUGCGCGACUCUGCUAUUGGCAGCGUAUAUUCUCCACCGGAGAAAGACGCAGGUAACGGCCAGUCGUCGAAGCGUAAUCUCGUAGAGACCGUCGUAGACAUCGGUCAUCGUGAAGGGGGUUGGCUCCUAAAGUGCGAAAGGGGAGGCAUUCGGAGGGUGUUGAUGAAUUUAUUCGGGAAUAGUCUGAAGUUUACCUCAAAUGGCUUUAUCCAUGUCAUCCUGCGCCAAUUACCCUCAAGCAAGGACGAUCCACCUAAUAGAGUGAAGAUCGAACUCGGUGUUUGUGAUACGGGAAAGGGGAUUAGCCAAAGUUUUCUGAAGAAUCAGCUAUUCCAUCCUUUUUCGCAGGAAAAUCCACUACAGACCGGAACCGGCCUCGGUUUGGCGAUCGUCAAUAGCAUUGUCCACUCGGAUAGUGUGAACGGUACCGUCGAUGUAUGGAGUGAAGAAGGGCUAGGUACGGAGCUCAAAGUAACCUUUUCCGCGGACGUACUACCCACCGAUGAGGGAGGUUAUUUGCCCUCCUCGACGGACAUGUUCCGGUUUGACGACCCCAACAAUCCGCCUACAGUCGCCUUGGUUGGGUUCGACACAUCACACCCUGGUGUCCAGUUAUUGUUUACCGUCACUCGAAAUUAUCUCGUCUCGUGGUGGGGGUUCAACGCCAUUCAGACAGAAGACCCCGGAUUAGGAGACAUCGUCAUUAUCAACAACGAUCCGUCCGCCAUUGUGGCCGCCACGGAACGGCGAGAUACUGCUAGGCCCUUCCUCAUAUUUUCGGCAUUAAGAGGUAGCCCGGCCUUAAUGGCCAUCGCUAGCGACCACGAAAACAUAGGAGGUUUCUGCCGAAUCGUUUACAAACCCGGAGGCCCAUCGCGACUGCGCACGAUCUUGAACUUAGCUAUGCAUGCUCUCAAAAUCGUCACUCGAUCGCAAAGUAUCUCUCCGUCGGGGGACCCAAACACCGAAGGGUCUAGAGUCAUUGGUUCACCUAUCCCUCGAAGAAAUUCCGAAGAAAUAAGCACCAUCCGCGGCUCUCGACCUUUCUUCCCUCGAUCAUCGACGGCUCACCCAGGAGUAACGUCUUGGAAGGCACUCGUCUCCCCUAUAGAGGCUGACGAAUCCCCCGAGCCGGAAAUAGUUGGCCCGACGAUCCCUAUCGGUAACGGUGGGACCUUGCUAAAGUCUUCAGUAGGCACAAUCGACGUCGCUGUACGUCGGUUUCGUGUGCUUGUAGUUGAAGACAAUAGUAUCCUUCGGACCUUGCUAGUCCGAUGGCUGAAAACAAAGGGAUAUGAUUAUCGGGAUGCCGUUGAUGGUCGUGAUGGCGUCAACAUCUAUCAAGCCGAGGGUCCUUUUGACGUGGUCCUGCUUGACCUGUCUAUGCCCGUCUUAGAUGGUAUUGGAGCCACUUCCGAAAUUAGACAAAUUGAGGCUGCUCGCGAGCAGUCCGACAACAAGCCUGCUCGGGCAUGUAUUUUAGCACUAACAGGUAUGUCCUCGCUAGAGGAUAAGAGAAGGGCGUUUGAAGCGGGUGUAGACGGCUAUCUCGUCAAGCCAGUAGCAUUCAAGACGCUUGAAGAUAUGUUCCAUAAACUCGGCAUAACAUGA
Molecule: messenger RNA, 3027 nt
Organism: Pleurotus ostreatus (oyster mushroom)
Lineage: Eukaryota; Fungi; Basidiomycota; Agaricomycetes; Agaricales; Pleurotaceae
Product: His Kinase A domain containing protein
Exons: 20
Coding region: 1-3027 (1008 amino acids)
Biological process (GO): phosphorelay signal transduction system; protein autophosphorylation
Molecular function (GO): phosphorelay sensor kinase activity; histidine phosphotransfer kinase activity
Source: RefSeq, a predicted model, not a curated record